Molecule: messenger RNA, 2082 nt
Organism: Zychaea mexicana
Lineage: Eukaryota; Fungi; Mucoromycota; Mucoromycetes; Mucorales; Lichtheimiaceae
Product: Dynamin central region-domain-containing protein
Exons: 13
Coding region: 1-2082 (693 amino acids)
Biological process (GO): peroxisome organization
Cellular component (GO): membrane; cytoplasm; peroxisome
Molecular function (GO): GTP binding; GTPase activity; microtubule binding
Source: RefSeq, a predicted model, not a curated record
AUGGAUACCCAUCUGAUUAAGACUGUGAACAAAUUGCAGGAUGCUUUUUCGACAGUUGGUGUUCACAAUCCCGUCGAUUUGCCACAAAUCUCCGUCAUUGGAUCGCAAUCCAGUGGUAAAAGUUCGGUUUUAGAAAAUAUCGUCGGACGAGAUUUCCUUCCUCGUGGUACUGGCAUUGUCACUCGUCGUCCCUUGGUGUUGCAACUUAUCAAUCGAGCACCGUCGGGUGAAAAGCCUACUAAUGGUGCCCCUAAUGGCAGCAGCACGGAUUCCGAAGAAAACCCGGACGAAUGGGGAGAAUUUCUUCAUUUGCCUGGACAAAAGUUCUAUAACUUUGACAAGAUUAGAGAAGAAAUUGUCAAGGACACUGAACUCAAGACUGGCAAAAACUUGGGCAUUUCUCCACAACCUAUCAAUCUGAGAAUCUUCUCACCAAACGUGUUGACACUGACAUUGAUCGAUUUGCCCGGUCUUACCAAGGUGCCAGUUGGUGACCAACCCAAGGAUAUCGAAAAGCAAAUCAAAGAAAUGAUUCUCAAGUACAUCACCAAGCCUAACGCGAUUAUUCUUGCUGUUACUGCUGCCAACAGUGACCUUGCCAACUCGGACGGCUUAAAACUUGCUCGCGAAGUCGAUCCUGAGGGUCUUCGUACUAUUGGUGUCUUGACAAAGAUCGAUCUUAUGGACCAAGGCACCGAUGUUAUUGACAUCUUGGCGGGUCGCGUGAUUCCGCUACGUCUUGGCUAUGUUCCUGUUGUGAAUCGUGGCCAGCGUGAUAUCGAAACCAAAAAGUCGAUUAGCAAGGCUUUGGAUGGCGAGCGUGAUUAUUUCGAAAAUCAUCCAUCUUAUCGCAGCAAGGCUCAAUACUGCGGUACUCCAUUCUUGGCACGCAAACUCAACAUGAUUUUGAUGCACCAUAUUCGCAACACACUGCCGGAAAUAAAGGCCAAGAUCCAAUCUGCUUUAAGCAAAUACCAACUAGAACUUGCACAAUUGGGAGAUCCUCUUGGCGACAGUUCGUCCAAUCAAGCCAACCUGGUGCUCAACAUUAUCACCGAAUUCUGUACCGAGUUCCGCACAAUCAUUGAUGGUAACUCUAACGAUUUGUCCAGCUUUGAACUGUCCGGUGGUGCACGUAUCAGCUUUGUCUUCCAUGAACUCUAUGCCAGUGGCAUCAAGAGCAUUGAUCCUCUCGACCAGACAAAGGAUGCCGAUAUUCGUGUCUACUCGUAUAACUCUUCAGGUUCUUCACCUGCGUUGUUUGUGGCAACCACCGCAUUUGAAGUUAUCGUCAAGAAGCAGAUCAAGCGUUUGGAGGAUCCUAGCGUCAAGUGUAUCAAUAUGGUGUACGACGAACUCGUGAGGAUCUUGGGACAAUUGCUCAACAAACAGCAGUUCUUCAAGCGAUUCCCAACUCUCAAAGACAAGUUCUAUCAAGUGGUUCUUGCUUAUUUCAAAAAGGCUUUAGUUCCUGCGACAAAGCUUGUAUCGGACUUGGUCAACAUGGAAUCAUGCUAUAUCAACACUGCACAUCCAGACUUCCUCAAUGGUCAUCAGGCUAUUGCUAUGGUGAAUGACCAACUUUCUGGCAGACAGCAACAGCAGCAACACCCGACUCAAGAUCAUUCAAAAACUAACAAACAGCUGACAGCACUGCAAACGAGUCCCAGCACUCCCAGUGCUGAUUCCAACGAAAAUGGAUUCUUCGGUAGCUUCUUCUCGGGACCCAAGAAGAGCAAAAAGACGAGUGGUUUGAUGGAACCUCCACCACCAUCGCUUAAGGCUACCGGUGCCUUGUCAGAACGCGAAUACAUGGAGGUCGAAGUUAUCAAACUCUUGAUCCAAUCCUACUUUAACAUUGUUAAGCGUACCAUGGUCGACAUGGUUCCAAAGGCUAUCAUGCUCAACCUUGUAAAUCGUGCCAAGGAAGGACUCCAGCGUGAGCUUCUCGCAGAGCUUUACAAGGCGGAUGUAUUGGAUGAUUUGUUGCAAGAGUCUGAAUUCACGCAACAGAGAAGGAAAGAAUGCAAGAAGAUGAUAGAGGCAUUGCAAAAGGCAGACGAGAUUGUUGGAUCAGUGUAG